Messenger RNA from Cylicostephanus goldi, 735 nucleotides. NCBI's taxonomy places the organism in Eukaryota, Metazoa, Nematoda, Chromadorea, Rhabditida, Strongylidae. The record is from the annotation of a GenBank genome assembly.
AUGGAGAAGACUUUAUGCAGAGAUCUGCUGUGCACCACACCACAUUAUGAGAACGCUUAUCUACAUGAUGUUGUCGAUAUCGUUUUGUACCUUAUCAUGCCCCCUGAAGAUUUUCGCUGCAGGCCGUUGAGGUUUCUGCUUCGGGAAGUAAUAGUACGACGAAUAAUCUUACCUUUGCUCGACCAUUUCUCCGAAGCAGAUGAGAUGAAUCAAAUUUUGAUUUGGCUGCUCAGCGAAAUCUCGCCGCGUCCAGAUGAUUUUGUCGUUUGUCUCGAAAAUAGCAAUUCGCUUGAUGAGCUGGAAGCAAUUUUCAAAUCAGUCCAAGAUGAAAAGAUGAUCUUGCGUGGAAAAGAUUCCGGCGGUGACCAAGAAGUGAUCGGUAAGAAAUCCAUUGUUCUUGCUUACUCAGUACUCAAUCUCAGUCGUUUAGUACGGAGGAUAAUCCUACCUCUCCUUGACCAUUUUUCCGAAGCGGAUGAGAUGAAUCAAAUUUUGAUUUGGCUGCUCAGCGAAAUCUCGCCACGUCCUGAUGAUUUUGUCGUUUGCCUCGAAAACAGCAAUUCGCUUGAUGAGCUGGAAGCAAUUUUCAAAUCGGUCCAGGAUGAAAAGAUGAUCUUGCGCGGAAAAGAUUCUGGUGGUGACCAAGGUGAGAGGUGUUUUUGUGAAACAACAGCUCAGCAGUUUGGACUUUGUGGAGAGUCUCAUCAAGAAGAGACUGAUCUUAUUGGCCAAUAG